UAGGGGUCCUGGAGGAGGAGGGAGCGGGGCGCGCCCAGGGCCGAGGUCCUCUCCCACCUCGUCCCCUGAGACCCCGCAGCCCCCUCGCCUGGCCAGAGCGGGCGCCUGUGUCCACCUGGGUGCUGAGUAAUGCUGCCCGGGAAAGUGGCAGUGCCAACAAAGGCUUGUCAGACUGGCCAGGUGGUUGCUGUAUAUGGAACUUUAUCUGAUUUGCUUUCUGUGGCCAGCAGUAAACUCGGCAUAAAAGCCACCAGUGUGUAUAAUGGGAAAGGUGGACUGAUUGAUGAUAUUGCUUUGAUCAGGGAUGAUGAUGUUUUGUUUGUGUGUGAAGGAGAGCCAUUUAUUGAUCCUCAGACAGAUUCUAAGCCACCUGAAGGAUUAUUAGGAUCUCACACAGACUGGCUAACAUUAAAUGUUGGAGGGCGGUACUUUACAACUACACGGAGCACUUUAGUGAAUAAAGAACCUGACAGUAUGCUGGCCCACAUGUUUAAGGACAAAGGUGUCUGGGGAAAUAAGCAAGAUCAUAGAGGAGCUUUCUUAAUCGACCGAAGUCCUGAGUACUUUGAACCCAUUUUGAACUACUUGCGUCAUGGACAGCUUAUUGUAAAUGAUGGCAUUAACUUAUUGGGUGUAUUAGAAGAAGCCAGAUUUUUUGGUAUUGACUCACUGAUUGAACACCUAGAAGUAGCAAUAAAGAACUCCCAACCACCGGAGGAUCAUUCACCAAUAUCCCGAAAGGAAUUUGUUCGAUUUCUGCUAGCAACUCCAACCAAGUCAGAAUUACGUUGCCAGGGUUUAAACUUCAGUGGUGCUGAUCUUUCUCGUUUGGACCUUCGAUACAUUAAUUUCAAAAUGGCCAACUUAAGCCGCUGCAACCUUGCACAUGCAAAUCUCUGCUGUGCUAAUCUUGAACGAGCUGAUCUUUCCGGAUCAGUGCUUGAUUGUGCAAAUCUCCAGGGAGUCAAGAUGCUUUGUUCUAAUGCAGAAGGUGCAUCCCUGAAACUGUGUAAUUUUGAGGAUCCUUCUGGUCUUAAAGCCAAUUUAGAAGGUGCUAAUCUGAAAGGUGUAGAUAUGGAAGGAAGUCAAAUGACAGGAAUUAACCUGAGAGUUGCUACCUUAAAAAAUGCAAAGUUGAAGAACUGUAACCUCAGAGGAGCUACUCUGGCAGGAACUGAUUUAGAGAACUGUGAUCUGUCUGGGUGUGACCUUCAGGAAGCUAACCUCAGAGGUUCCAAUGUGAAGGGGGCUAUAUUUGAAGAGAUGUUGACACCACUACACAUGUCCCAGAGUGUCAGAUGAGAAUCUCAGGGGCUGGAGGAAGAUGUCUGAGAUGAAAAAUGUUCUCCUAAUCAUUUUCUUUCUCCACUCUCUCAGUUAUCUAGAAAAAAUAACACUGUAAAGGAAUUUAAAAAAAAAAAAAAAAAGUUUAGAGGAUUAUGCUUGUUCUCAGGAGUGCAUAAGGGAGAAAUUGAAUUUUUUCCAUAUUCUGAUUUUAACAGAAAAGCACUCAUUUAAUAGUUGUAGGGAAACUUAGAUUAUAUUGCUGCCUUUUGAAUGGGGUAGGGAGAUAUGCUUGGUCUUAUGACCAGGAAUAUAGUAUCUAUUUUAUUUGCUUUUAAAUAGGCAUGAUGUGGAAAUCCAUCUUGGAUUAAGAUGCAUUUGAGAAAUUUAAUUUAUGAAAAGCACAACAUAUGCAACUAUAUUUAUUGAAUACCUAGAUGCAGUAUGGAUAUUUAAAUUGUUAAACUUUAUGAAAAGUUUGGAAAGGUUGUUCAGGUUUAUGAAUAGCUUUAGCAAUGCCUCCCCUCUUUAUGUACCUGUCACACUGUAUGAAUAUGGUGAGGUCAUACUCCCUAAGGCUCUCUUUUCAGGUUUAUUUUUAUAAUGUUUACUUUUAGAACAAAACAAUAGCUAAAUUAGAGAAAUAGCCUGUUGUUCCUAUUGAGGCAGAGAGGAAAGAUAUCGUUGUACAUCUUUAUUAUAUUGAAGAUUUAUUGGAACUCUCCAGUUGAAGGAUGAAUUUGCCUACAGUUACAACUUUUGAAUGAGCAUUCCUCAGAAGUUCAUUCUAGGCAAGUUCCACUCAACAUCAGACCAGGAGGUUCUGUCUAUUUAUACUACUAACCUAAUUUUCUCAGAUACAAUCAAUAUAUAAGCAUAGGAUGAUACUUCAAAACCAAAAAACCAAGGUUCAUCUUUAAUAGCCACUUAAUAAAAUGUCAAAUGGUUUAAAUUGGGCCAGCUUAAAAAUAGGUAUCAAUCCAAAACUGCUGCAAUUAAGAGUAUAAAAUACAAAUAAAAAGGACAAAAUAACUUUUUAGAAGGCAAUAUAAUAUAAUUGCAGCUAAAAUCUUACAGUGGGAAACGAGGAUAUUUAAACUGGCUAUUUGAUUAAACCAUCAAAAGAAACUAAUAAAUAAAAAUAAAGGCAUUUGGAUGGCCUAAGAUAUUAA
Marmota monax (woodchuck) is the source of this 2456-nucleotide messenger RNA. RefSeq names its product potassium channel tetramerization domain containing 9 (gene Kctd9). Gene Ontology annotation, biological process: intracellular signal transduction; protein homooligomerization. Bases 130 to 1302 code for a protein of 390 amino acids. Gene Ontology annotation, molecular function: protein binding. The record is from RefSeq and is a predicted model, not a curated record. The transcript is spliced from 12 exons. NCBI's taxonomy places the organism in Eukaryota, Metazoa, Chordata, Mammalia, Rodentia, Sciuridae.